AUGGAAAUCACCUUAACAGCCACAAUUUUUAGUUUUUUUGGAUGGAAUGUUUAUUUAUUAAUAAAGAAAUAUAGAGAAAGAAUGAGAUAAAAUUAUUUACAAAAUUUGAUUGAUCAAGAAUCUGACUAUCUUAUAAUGAAUGUAGCACCAUACAAAAAAAUAAAAGUAAAUGAAGAAAAAUAAACAAUAAUUAAAAAGACUACAUCAGAGGAAUUAGAAUCAAGUUCAGACGAUUUUGAACUUAUGUAAUAUAGAAGAAGAAAAACUGUAUUAGAAGAAGUAAAAUAAGAAAAAUUUUAAGAGCAAACUUAUAUUGAAAAUACAAAAUCCUUUGAUAUGUUAACUCUGCCAAGAAGAAAAGAUCGAAAAAAUCAUAAAACUAAUAGAGAUUUCUCUUUCACAAGUUAGAACUAAGAACUAAAAGAAGUUAAAAGAUAUAGAAAAAAUUCUAAAAUUAUUAUGGAUGAUUCUUUAUUAAUUGAAAGUCCAAAAUAAACUAAUCAAAAGUCUAGCAAUAAGGUGUCUGAAAAAAAGAUUAAUUAAUUUGAAUUUUCAAACUUAAAAGAUCAAUUUGAAAUCUAAGAUUUUAGAUAAGAAUUCGAGAAUUGUAAUACAAAUUUAGUAUCUUAAAUUGAAUUGAAAUAAGAUAAUUAAAAUGUAGUUGAGAAUUAAAAUACUUCAUAAUUAUUUCCUUUGUAGCUUUUGAAACCUAUUGAAUAAACAAAUGAUAAACUUAAUUAAUAGUAAGAAGAACCUUCAAAUAUUUUUGGAAAAUUCAUAACUUAGACAAAACCUUAAUAGGAUUAAUAAUAAUAAGAGUAAAAAUAAUAAUCUCCUUAAAAAUCAUAAACAUAACCAUUAUAAAAUAAUAUUGGAUUAUUCUCAAAUGAAUUAAAAACUGUUAAUACAAGUUUAUUUCCAUUAAAUAAUGAAUAACCAAUACAAUUGUAAUUUAAUCAAAUCCAAUAAAAUUAAAAUAAUAUCUGUUAACCAGUGAAUAAUAAAUAAGUAAAUGAAUAAUAAUAACCUCAAAAAUAAGAACCAUAAAAGAUGAAUCUAUUUUAAAGUUUUUCAUAAACUAAUGUAACAGUACCAAAUUUUAAUUUAAAUAAUUAAAAUUAAGAUAAUAUUAAUUAAAAUUCGAUAAAUGAAACCAAAUAGUCAAGUAUAAAUUAAGCUAAUAUUUCUUAAAGUUUUACAUUUGGAAAUAACUCAAAUAUUCAAACAAAUUCACAAAUUGGUUUAUUUAGUGGAUUAAUAACAAAUUUGACAACUCCAACAAAUCCACCUCAAGAUUAAUAAAGUAAUAAAUAAAGUUUGUUUUCAUAACCUCCUUAAUAAACAUAGAGUAAUCCAGUUUAAUCAUAACCUAAUACAGGAACAUCCUUAUUUGGAAAUUCAAUAUUUUAAUUUCCAUAAUAAAAAGAAUAAAGCCAAUAAAGUUAAGCAGGAGGUCUUUUUAAUUUUAGUUCUAAUAUUCAAACUGGAACGGGUUUAUUCUCAAAUUUAAAAAAGAACUGA
Messenger RNA from Paramecium sonneborni, 1521 nucleotides. NCBI's taxonomy places the organism in Eukaryota, Ciliophora, Oligohymenophorea, Peniculida, Parameciidae. The record is from the annotation of a GenBank genome assembly.